AUGACGAUGGAGGAUCUACCCAAAGAGCUGGAACUGCAAAUUCUGUCCCAUUUAUCGCGGCCGGACUUGUUGGCCCUGCGCCUCACGAACAGAUACUAUGCAAACGUCGUGAAGCCUUUCGUCUUCGGCACCAUCCUGCAUUUGACUGGUACCAGGAAGCAGGACUGCUCCUUUUGGGUUCACAAAUACUCCGACAUCCCAAACCCGCUUGGUCUAUCCAAAAAAGUCGAGUACGCGAAGUUGGAUGAGGUAGUCGAGGAAGUGCUGUCUCUAGCACAUUUCGUGAAGAUAUUGGAAUUCUCACCAGCGUUCUAUCGAGAAGGUUUCUGGGAUGACUAUCGCAAAUAUCUGAAACAGGAGAUGGAGGAGCCCAUAGAUGGCGCGGACUGGGAAGGUGAUGACGACGCAUCGGAAGAGGACCCCGAGGGGAUAUUCAUGAACAUGGCAGAGAGGCGUAUCUGGGGGUAUCGGCAGCAGCGACUCGAAAGAGAAACUUCCCUGAUUGGAGCAGCGGAAAAGGUCUGGGAAGAAGCUAGAGCGGCACAGCAUGCCAACAGAGAAAAAGUCAAAGAGUCCAUGAGGUUGCUUGUGGGAAAGAUGGACGCUCUGGAGAAGAUCGAAGUCGACUCGUGGAAAUUUGGGAAGUUUAUGGGAUUGCAGGUUGAGAGCGCAGACAUGGAUGAGCAAUGGUGGGCCGGCCAGGAGCAAGAGUCUGACACCUCGUUCACAUGGAACAUGUUCGAAAUUCUGGCCGAAGGUCUAUACUACGCUGGUCGCCACAUCGAGGAUCUGUACAUUCACAACCUUGUGCUCUCACAAGUCAAUGAUUCCGCCGCUGCCAAGCAUACGUUUCAAAGCCUCACCAGGUUGACAUUGUCAUGCAGUAAGACUGAACUCUUCCUCGACGACGCAGCACCAUCCGCCAAGCUUGUCAAGCUCUUAGAGGCUGCUCAGCAAACGCUCCAGCACCUCGCCUUGAACUUCGGGGAGCGCCAUCCGUGGCUUCCACAGCGUGGCGUCCACACACUCGACAACGUUCUGAACAACGAUCCGCUCGUCUUUCCCCGUUUGAUCUCAUUCUCCAUAACCUCGCUGAUCAUUUCCGGCAUCUCGCUCAUCAGCUUUCUCAAGGUCCAGCCUAGCCUCACAACAGUCUCUCUUAAGGCCAUCUAUCUAGGCACUGCCGGAGUCACAUGGCAGACAAUAGUCGAUGCGUUACCACCUACUGUCCGGACUUGUGAGGUAUCAGGUCUGGGCCACGAGCCGCAUGCGGGAUUCGAGGCGCCAGUGGCGUACAACUGGAUUGGCGACUGGUAUCCUUACGAGAAUCCACUGAGAGGUUGGCGCCUCCCCGAUCGAACAGACGAGUGGGUUAGGAUUAGAGAUGUCACGUUGCAGAAAGCGGAUUGA
Coniosporium apollinis CBS 100218 is the source of this 1410-nucleotide messenger RNA. RefSeq lists its product as uncharacterized. NCBI's taxonomy places the organism in Eukaryota, Fungi, Ascomycota, Dothideomycetes. The coding region runs from base 1 to 1410 and encodes 469 amino acids. The transcript has 3 exons. Gene Ontology annotation, molecular function: protein binding. The record is from RefSeq and is a predicted model, not a curated record.